Messenger RNA from Symbiodinium necroappetens, 753 nucleotides. Lineage: Eukaryota; Dinophyceae; Suessiales; Symbiodiniaceae. The record is from the annotation of a GenBank genome assembly.
AUGGAGUGUCUAGCCGCGGUGUCGCAACUCUGCUCCGCCAGAAAGAAGCAGACGAGGCUCUACAUCAUCCGGCACGGUGAAACCGUCUGGAAUGCAGAGCGCCGCAUUCAGGGGCAGCUUGACAUCGACCUCAAUGAAGUGGGCAAGGUCCAAGCCGAGAAUACUGCGGAUGCCUUGAGUCGGCUGGGGGUGCUCGGCCGCGCAGCGGCGGUCGUCAGUUCAGAUCUCCUCCGAGCCUCCAGGACGGCCGACAUUAUCGCGGCUGCCAGUCCCCGGAAGCUGCACCGAGCGAUGGAUGCAGGCUUCCGGGAGAUCAACUUCGGCAAGCUUCAGGGAUCGAGCUCGGACUGCCCUGACAGCAAAGCGCUCCAGACGGCGAACAUAAAUGCCUGGCUGGAAGGCGACCUCUCCAAGGGCUACCCUGAGGGCGAGGACGGCUGUUCGCUGAUGUCGCGCUCACUUUCGGCACUUCGCAAUGCUGCGAAGCUCGGCGAGGUUGUUAUCGUUGUGGCCCACGGCGGCAUGAUUCGCUGGACCGCGGCUCAGAUCGAAAGCGGCGAGGCGCCGCUCCGGAAGGGUGUGCCUUUCUCCGACUAUGCGGCCACGUUGGUGAAGCAGCCGGUGGUGAACUGCUGUUGCUCCACCGUGAUCUACGACCACGACUCCGACAGCUUCCACCCGGAAGCCUGGUUUGCGGACCUCCAAUCCGUGUCCCAGGUGAACACCGUGAAGGCAAAGGAUGACUCUGGCUGA